Paecilomyces variotii is the source of this 1090-nucleotide messenger RNA. RefSeq lists its product as hypothetical. The coding region runs from base 185 to 949 and encodes 254 amino acids. The transcript has 3 exons. The record is from RefSeq and is a predicted model, not a curated record. Lineage: Eukaryota; Fungi; Ascomycota; Eurotiomycetes; Eurotiales; Thermoascaceae.
GGGUGCCCAAGAUUUACUUCUGCCUUUCACGCCACCCAUCUGGAAGAGGAACACAUUGGUAUCCUUGUCUCUACAUCAUCUCUUGUCCACUUUACACACCAAAUCCUUUACACCACACCAUACCUUAACCCAGAGGCGGAAUCUAAGAACUAAGUAGCAUUCUGAAGCGUUGAAAGCUACAAAAAUGGUCAACUGGAAGAGUGCCGAUGCCACUGAACGCCUCAUCAGUGCUUUGAUCGCAGCUCACCCUAGCCUUAAGCUCGAUUACAACGGAAUGGCAGCCAUGUAUGGUCGCUCUGCAAGUUAUGAUUCGAUCGAAGGCCAGUUCCGUAAAUACCGUCGCCAGGCCGAACAACUCAAGUCGGAAGCCGCCGCGAACGGAGUCUCUGUCCCUCCCCGUGGCCGUGGAAACGGAGGCACACCCCGGACUCCUCGUGGUCCUCGAGGACCAAGAAAUGGUGUCACCAAAUCCACCCCGUCGAGCGGGAAAAGUCACCGCAGCAAUCUCGACGCAAAGAUUCUAUCGACCCCAUCCAAGAAGGGCGGUUUGGGCAAGCGCGGCCAAAGCGUUGUCGACGCCAUCAACCUCGACGACGACUCUGACAUCAGCAUGUUGAACAUCAAGACCCCCGUUCAGAUUAAGUCUGAGAAAGUCGAGUCUGGCAGUUCGUUCACGGAUGAAUACAAGACCGAAACCAGCGUUCUCAGUAGCAUCGAGAAUGCGAGAGAUGACAAAGACAAGCAGCUCCCUCAAACGGCUGAUAGUCUGUUGGACCCAAAGCAGGAGAGAAUCAAUAGCCAGACCAACGGCUAUGCCGACUCUGCAGCAGCUUUUGCUGCGACUGAUACUACUGCUUUCGAUGGAUCAUUCAUGGCAAGCUACUUCACCGGUGCAAAUCAGGCUGAAUAUCCUGAUCUCGACGAGGGCUUUUACCACGAAGUCGUCUAGGCUAUGGUAGAUUCAGAGCUGCAACGAGAGUUCCGUGCAGAAUAAAAGAACACGAAAACUGAUGGAUUCCUGGGAAAUGGUAGUUUGUUCUGUGGGUUCUCGGGCAUAGAAACCACAAUUAUUUACACAAUGUGGCCCUCA